UCGUAAGGGGAAGAAAGCUUCGGCUUCGUCGGAUCAACCAGAGAAACAGCAGCAGCAGCAGCCUGAGGAGGAUCCAAAUGUCGAACUCCAAUCAAGUGAGGGCGUCCCACAUCCUCAUCAAGCACCAGGGUUCCAGAAGAAAAGCUUCUUGGGAGGAUCCAGAAGGUCGCAUCAUCAUGAACACCACCAGGGACACCGCUGUCUCUCAGCUCAAGACCGUUCGUGACGACCUCACCUCUCGCUACUCCGAUUGCAGCUCCGCCAAGCGCGGUGGUGAUUUAGGUCCUUUUGGCAGAGGGCAGAUGCAGAAGCCUUUUGAAGAAGCAACAUAUGCUCUGAAAGUCGGAGAGUUUAGUGACAUUGUGGAUACCGAUAGUGGUGUCCGCAUAAUCAUGAGAACUGGCUGAUCGUUGAUGGAUGCAUUCUAUUUUCUACAGAUCAGCUUUUCUUUCCGAGUUGGUUUGUGCUGCUUAUCCAUUUGGGGCAGUUGAGCCAUGUUAUUACACGCUUAUAUGGCUAAUCAGAGAGCACUCUUUGCGAUCCAUUCUCAUAAAUGCUUAAUUACAUUUUGAGACUGUAUUUGGAGGUACUUGUAUGGAAACGAUUCAUGGUCAACAAGAGCAGUUUUUGC
Molecule: messenger RNA, 631 nt
Organism: Telopea speciosissima
Lineage: Eukaryota; Viridiplantae; Streptophyta; Magnoliopsida; Proteales; Proteaceae
Product: peptidyl-prolyl cis-trans isomerase Pin1-like
Exons: 2
Coding region: 78-407 (109 amino acids)
Cellular component (GO): cytosol; nucleus
Molecular function (GO): peptidyl-prolyl cis-trans isomerase activity
Source: RefSeq, a predicted model, not a curated record